AAAUCUCUCUGAGAACAUCGCCCUGGACCCCCGAUGCGGCUGCCUGAGCAACCUGGAGAGGGGAAGCCUGAGAAUGAGGAAAAGGGGGGCAGAGGAGCCCCCGGAGGGGGAGAGGAGCCGCGGAGGACCCGGGCCCCCGACUUCCCCACUUGGCAAAAGAUGCCUUUUCACCACGUGACCGCCGGCCUGUUGUACAAGGGGAAUUACCUCAACCGAUCUCUGUCUGCUGGCAGCGACAGCGAGCAACUGGCUAACAUCUCUGUGGAGGAGCUUGACGAGAUCCGAGAGGCCUUUCGGGUUCUGGACCGAGACGGCAAUGGCUUCAUCUCCAAGCAGGAGCUGGGAAUGGCCAUGCGCUCUUUGGGGUACAUGCCGAGUGAGGUGGAGCUGGCCAUCAUAAUGCAGCGCCUGGACAUGGACGGGGAUGGUCAGGUGGAUUUUGAUGAGUUCAUGACAAUUCUUGGCCCCAAACUGGUGUCUUCAGAAGGUCGCGAUGGUUUUCUUGGAAACACAAUAGACAGCAUAUUCUGGCAGUUCGACAUGCAGAGGAUAACUCUGGAAGAGCUUAAGCACAUCCUCUAUCACGCCUUCCGGGACCACUUAACGAUGAAGGACAUUGAGAACAUCAUCAUCAACGAGGAAGAGAGCCUGAAUGAGACCUCGGGGAACUGCCAGACGGAGUUUGAGGGCGUGCAUUCCCAGAAGCAGAACAGACAGACCUGCGUCCGGAAGAGCCUCAUCUGCGCCUUUGCCAUGGCCUUCAUCAUAAGCGUCAUGCUGAUCGCGGCCAACCAGAUCCUCCGGAGCGGCAUGGAGUAGCGGCCUCCCCAGCAGCUGCGUUCCUGGCUCACGCGCAUGUGCUUGCCCCGCGGGCAGACUCUUCCUCCACAAAAAAAGCAGAUCACGGACCGUGCAGACGCGGCACAGUCCAGCGAAGAACCCAGGGUUGCAGUGCAACCCGUGUUGUUGCAAACCCACUUCAUCCCCUUGGCAGGUACACAAAAGGGCUGUCUUCAAUGCUUUAAUGGUCUUGUUUCCUAAUGCAAUAAAUAGCCAGGA
Molecule: messenger RNA, 1059 nt
Organism: Lipotes vexillifer (Yangtze River dolphin)
Lineage: Eukaryota; Metazoa; Chordata; Mammalia; Artiodactyla; Lipotidae
Gene: CALN1
Product: calneuron 1
Exons: 6
Coding region: 34-819 (261 amino acids)
Cellular component (GO): trans-Golgi network membrane
Molecular function (GO): calcium ion binding
Source: RefSeq, a predicted model, not a curated record